CCGGCCUCGAGCCUGGCUUCAGACAGCUGCCAGAGCAAUGUCGAGAAUCGUCUCUCACGCAACCAAAGAUGCGGAGACAUUGCCACGGCACACAAACUCAGCAGCCGGAGCUCCUGUGAUGGCUGGGCGGCCGCUCAAGUCACAGCGAGACUUGUAGCUGCUGGCUUGUUUGCACAGUACAGGGCAGCAUGUCGUUGUUGCUCAAAGUCUUAUGAAGGACACCACUACCGAUCGUGAGCUCUUCCGCUUCCUGACAUUGCAGAUGCAAGAGCACUGUGGCCGAUCCAGAAGUUCCUUCGCUGUGAGGCGCAUCCAGAACAUAUUCUUCGUCAAGUUCCGACUGCGUAAAGGAAACGUUGCCGAGAUUCGUCACCACCCUUACUGCUGCACUCUGCGCAGUUGCGAGUGCAUCCCUCCGCGGGUCAAAGUCAUCAAGCCGACAAUGGGCUCGGAAGAGUGCGACUGCAACCCGUUUGGCCCACAAGACGCCUGGCCUCCAGUCUGCCCUGAGUUCAUGAUGCACAUGCUCAACUCGCCCAGCUGCAUCGCAGACGAUGACGCUUCUAUACUGGAACAGCUGCCAAGACGGACUGCAAGCUCAAAGAGACGGACGGUGCUCCGUCCAAGUGCUGGGGGCUGUAUUUUCAGGAAGACGUCGACGCCAGCGCCAGCAUCGGUUUCGUUUUUCAAGGACGACAUUCGAGGCGCUCCGGGUAUCAGUGCGUACAUUGUUGCGAUUGCUACAUGUUCGGGGUCUGGGUUGCCACGACGAGUAGGACGUUUGUGUAGCGAUUUGCUAAGCGAGGCAGACUGCUGGUAACGUCAGGUCUUGAUGCGCAAAGACAUUUCCAGAGGUGAACAGGCAACAACUUUGUAGGCAUAUCUUUCUCAACUCGCCAUGGCCACACACGCCGUCGAAAUUGGCAAAGACCUCCACCACAUUGAGUAGGGUGACAAGGCAGCACCAAAACCGUGCGCUGGCGUACCAAGCACGCAGACGAGAGAAGGUACCGUGGACACGCCGCAUUCAGCCAGCCUCCAACCAAAGCGGUGCGGAGAAGC
This is a messenger RNA of Didymella exigua CBS 183.55, 1062 nucleotides long. RefSeq lists its product as uncharacterized. The record is from RefSeq and is a predicted model, not a curated record. The transcript is spliced from 3 exons. Lineage: Eukaryota; Fungi; Ascomycota; Dothideomycetes; Pleosporales; Didymellaceae. Bases 212 to 820 code for a protein of 202 amino acids.